CCUGAGCCGGUUGCUUUCUGAAUGGAAUGGCAUUUGGAUGUAACCGAGAAAGAGAUGCAACAGCCUGAGAGCACUGCUUGUUAUACAGGUAGAUAUGUCUGAACAAACUGUUCAAACAAACAGAACAUCACAUAAGCAGUUGUCCAAUUCUGAUUACACAUGGGAAUAUGAAUACUACGAAUAUGCGCCUGUUUCAUUUGAAGGAUUAAAAGCUCAUAAAUACUCAAUUGUAAUUGGAUUCUGGGUUGGUCUUGCAGUCUUUGUCAUAUUCAUGUUCUUUGUUUUGACUUUGUUGGCCAAGACAGGAGCUCCUCAUCAAGAAAAUGUUGAUUCAUUGGAGAAACAAUUCAGAAUGGACAGUUUUGCGCCUGAUUUUGGAAGGAACACUGAAGCUGACACUGACAGAAUUUUCUCUCGCAAUGUAACAGAAGAAUCACGGUCUCUCUUUCACUGCUACAUUAAUGAAGUGGACCAGCCAGAAAGAAUAAAGAACAGGAACAGAGCCAUGGACAAUGAAAUUAUCAUUCAGCAAACCAUUAGAAAUUCCAAGGUAGAAGAGGACAUUAAUAUGAUUGCAAAGUUCAACAUCCCUAACUUUGUUAACACAGACCAGAGUUCUUCAAUUGGUGAUGAUGACCUUCUAUUAUAUGAUCCACCAAUGAAUUUGGAAAACAAAGCAGUCCAUACUAGUUUGUGUGACUUUAUGAACUGAUUAAACAGCAAGCAAAACUGUGGCUGACUGACUGAUUUGAGUUUAAAGGGGAACUCCACCCAAACACAACUUAAACUUUU
Molecule: messenger RNA, 792 nt
Organism: Xenopus tropicalis (tropical clawed frog)
Lineage: Eukaryota; Metazoa; Chordata; Amphibia; Anura; Pipidae
Gene: mrap2
Product: melanocortin 2 receptor accessory protein 2
Exons: 4
Coding region: 95-712 (205 amino acids)
Cellular component (GO): plasma membrane; endoplasmic reticulum membrane
Source: RefSeq, a predicted model, not a curated record